AAACUGUUUUUGUCAUUCUAUUGUUUUUGACGAAGAAGAAGAAAAUUUCUUGGAAGAUUUUUUCUUUCUAUUAUUAACGUCAUCAUCGUUUACGUCGUUUUCUUUUAUUUUAUUUUUUUUUGAUUUAUGAUAACGGUGGCCACAAACGCCCAAACAAUCCAUAUUGUAAAUGUACCAAUGUAUUUUUGUUGUUUUCUUCGUCGAAUGCGUUUAAAAGAACGUAUUCUAGUACUAUUGAUUGGUGUAACAUGUUGUCUUGUAUGUACAUUUUUGGUAUUGACAACAAAUUCACAGAUCAAUAAUAAUGAUCUAACCAACAAUAAUAAUAAUAAUGAUGAUGAUCAACUUAACGGUCCAGCAGCGGCUUCGGUUAUGGCCGUAUCAAAUUAUGACAGUGGUGGUGGUGGUGGUGGUGGUGGUGCUGGCAGUGAUACCGAUCUAUCAAGAUUAUCGAUUCAACAACAAUUAGGGCAUAAUUUUAAUAAUGUUGCCAUUGGAAAUAAUCAACUAGCAGCUGCAAGUAUUGCAUCUUCAUCAUCAUCAGCAGCAGCAUCGUCGAGGUUAAUCAAUUCAUUGCCAUCAAUAGCGGCAGUUACCAAGACAAUUACAGCAACGCCAAAAUCUAAAUAUUCAUCAUCAAAACAGCAAGAUAGAACGAUACGACGAAGUAAACAUCGAAGACGAUUUUUAUAUCAACGACAACAAUUAUCAGAACAAUCAUCAUCAUCACCAUCACCAUCACCACCAGCACAACAAAAACAAUCGAAUGGAAAAAUUAUUGAUGAAAAUAAUACAAAUUAUUGGAAAAAUAAAUGGAGGCAACAAUUGGCCGUUGCAGCUGCUGAAUCCAUUGUCAAUCAAGAUAAUGAAAAUCAAAAUGAUAUUUAUUUAGGUGGAGAUGUUCCAAUUAAUUCAUUGAAUGGUGAUGUUAGAACAAAAUCUAUCACUACAAAUCAAUUAGCUGCUGCUGGUGGUGGUGGUGGUGGUUUGAAUACAUUCUAUGAUGAUGGUGAAGAUGUCAUCGAUGGUGAGAAUAAUCAUAUAAUAGGAGGUGGUGAUGGCACCACUAUCACAAAAACCAAUUCAAAAGCCAAUCGUUAUAAUAUAGAUAAUUCACCAAAUAAUAUGGAUGGUGAUCUAAGUCAUGCUGUCGAUGUAUUAGGUAGUAGUGCUACAGCAGUAGCAGCAGCAGCAGCAGGAGCCAUCAUCAAAAAUCAUCAUGAUGAUGAUCAACAACAUCAAACAAAAUCAAUGAUAAAUAGUAAUAAUAAAUCACGAACUGUCGAUAUGACGGCUAGUCAUCAACAUCAACAACAACAACAACAACCGAAUGAUCGAUCAAAUAGAUUAAGAUCCAGAACACAUGAUGAUGGUUAUCAUAAUCAAAACAAUGAGCUUAUUGAAUCGGUAAAACAAUUUUCUCAUUUCAAACAACAACAACAACAACAUCAUCAUCAACCACAACAAACAUCAAACAUCAGUUUAUUAUCAAAAGAAUCAUUUUGGCAUCAACAGCACCAAUCAACACAAUCACAAAUGAAAGAUAGAUUUAUUGAUCUACAACAAAUGCUUCGUUUUGUAUUGGAAGAACAAUUAAAUCGAACGGAACGAAUACGACGAAAACACCGUAAACAUCAUCAACAACAGCAACAACAACAGCAACAACAACAAUUUAGUUUACCCGAUACUGCAAUGGUCAAUAAUGAUGAUGAUUAUAAUACAAUCAACGAUGACGACAACAACAACGACGACGACAAUGAUGAUGAAAAUGAUAAUAAAAUUAAUCGAUUGAUUCCAACAUCAAGCAUCUCGACUAAUAGCCUAGAUUCAUUACGAUCAUCAAUUCAAACGAAUCGUACAUCUUGGGAAGAAUUCUAUAUGGACAUUAAUGAACGGGAAUUAUAUCCGGAAAAUAGUCAACCAUUGAAACGAUUAUUACGUGAUAUGGCCAUGUUGGAUAUUGUUCAUGUUGCACAAAAAGAAGGUGGUACACAACUUAAAUUGAUCAUCAACUAUGAGAAUGAAGGAAAAGCACUGUUCAAACCAAUGAGAUUUUCUCGUGAUAAAGAAACUGAUCCAAAUCAUUUUUAUUUUACCGAUUAUGAACGACAUAAUGCAGAGAUUGCUGCAUUUCAUCUGGAUAGAAUAUUAGGAUUUCGUCGUACACCACCAGUUAUUGGUCGUAUAUUGAAUAUUACAUCCGAAAUAUAUGCUAUUGCCGAUGAAGAUCUCAUCAAAACAUUUUUCAUUUCACCAGCCAAUAAUUUGUGUUUUCAUGGCAAAUGUGGUUAUUACUGUGAUACUGCACAUGCAAUCUGUGGCAAUCCUGAUACAGUUGAAGGAAGUUUUGCUGCCUUCCUACCAUCCAAAAGUAUUGCUCCAAGAAAGGUCUAUAGACAUCCAUAUAGACGUUCAUAUCAUAAACGUCGUCGUGCAACAUGGGAAAAUGAUCCUGAUUACUGUGAUAAAUAUGUACGACACGCGCCACCAUACAAUCAUGGUCGUCGUCUUGCCGAUCUAAUGGAUAUGGCUGUAUUAGAUUUUCUUAUUGGUAAUAUGGAUAGACAUCAUUAUGAAACAUUCAAAACAUUGGGCAAUCAUUCAUUUAUAAUUCAUCUUGAUCAUGGUAGAGGAUUUGGUAAAGCACAUCAUGAUGAAAUAUCAAUAUUGGCGCCCAUUAUACAAUGCUGUAUGAUACGUAAUAGCACAUUACAACGAUUGAUCGAUUUACACAAUGGUCAAACGCCAUUAAGUGAACUAAUGAAUAAAUCGUUGAACAUGGAUCCCGUAUCACCAAUAUUAACUAUUGAUCACUUGUUGGCAUUAGAUCGACGAUUACCAAUUAUAUUGAAUGUUGUACGUGAAUGUACACGUAAACGACCAUUUCAAGAUGUUAUCAUUAGUGAUGGCUAUUGAUUAUACUUAAAAAUACGAUGAUCUGCUAUUUCAAUCAUUCAAUUCAGUCUAAUAUUAAUCUCAAUUUUCUUCAUAAUUUCUUCUCUGACCAUUGUUAUGGAUGAUGAUAAGGACAACUUUGGGUGAAGGACAAUUGUUUUUGUUUUCUUGAACCAAUUUCGAAAAAAAAUCCAUUAAAUUUUUGUUCUCUCAACAACAACAACAACAACGACGAUAACUUUGAUGAUGAUGACGACAAUUUAACGACAUUUUUUUUGUCAAAGAUGAAAAUCUUGUUUUUCGACUAAAAGAAUCGAUCAAAAUUCCGCCCUUUCUUGUUUUUUCGAUACAUUCUUUGGUCAUUUGUCGAUCCACCAUCACCACCAACCACCAUCACCCAUCAUCAAAUGGAAAUUGGAUAAAAAACAAAAAAAUAAAUGAAUGAAUGAAUCAUUCGAUUCUUUCUAUGAAGCAUUAGUUUGGCUGAAUCGAUUCGAACAAAUGACAAAGGAAUCGUUCUACAAAAUAGUGUGUGCUGUGGAUGGACAUUCGAAAUUAGCAUCAUUGUUUUUUUUCUGGCAAUUCACACUCCUGUAUAACUUGUAUAUAAAAAAAAUAAUUCCAAUUUUGCUGUGAUAUGGAUGCAGCUUUCAAUAUAUAAAAUUUCUUUAUCAUCAUUUUCAAUCGUUCACCCCCACACACACCCCCACACACACACCCACACUCACACUUCACACAUACUGAUAUGAUUCAGAUUUAUUCUUUUCAUUUUUUUUUUUUUUGGCAAUUAUUAUUAUCAAGUCAAACAAUUUCUGGUCUUUUUCAUAUUUUUCA
This is a messenger RNA of Dermatophagoides farinae (American house dust mite), 3729 nucleotides long. NCBI's taxonomy places the organism in Eukaryota, Metazoa, Arthropoda, Arachnida, Sarcoptiformes, Pyroglyphidae. The record is from RefSeq and is a predicted model, not a curated record.